Messenger RNA from Drosophila rhopaloa, 1514 nucleotides. It is a transcript of the gene ste24b, whose product is annotated as CAAX prenyl protease 1 homolog. The coding region runs from base 81 to 1424 and encodes 447 amino acids. Lineage: Eukaryota; Metazoa; Arthropoda; Insecta; Diptera; Drosophilidae. The transcript is spliced from 2 exons. The record is from RefSeq and is a predicted model, not a curated record. Gene Ontology annotation, cellular component: endoplasmic reticulum membrane. Gene Ontology annotation, biological process: CAAX-box protein processing. Gene Ontology annotation, molecular function: metalloendopeptidase activity.
CCGAAAAUGAUUUUCUAACGGAGCUUCAAAAUUUCAAAAAAUAUGCCCAAAAUGUCUAGUUAUUGUCAGAGAACCCCAAAAUGUCUUCGUACUUCUGGGAUGAUCCAAUAACAAUACUCUACCUUAUCAUCGCCUUUUUAGUGCUGGACAAUUUAUGGGCCAUUUAUUUGCUGCUGCGGGACAUACACGUGGCCUACAACGUGCACACGGUUCCGACUGUGAUCAGUCCCUAUUUGCCGCAGGACCUCUACGACAAGAUGCGGGUCUACAAGAUCCACAAGGGCUGGUUCACUAUUGUCAACACCCUGCUUACGGUGGUCAUAAUGGGUGUCCUGGAGCUAUACUUCGGCUUCUACGCCUGGCUGUAUGGAGUGGCCGGCCAGUGCGCCAUGGCCAAGUGGAUGGAGCACGAGGCUUGUGUCUCCGUGAUCUUCGUGCUCCUGUUGAGCGUGUACUUUUGGCUAAAGACCGUUCCGGCCAUGAUCUACGAAAAGUUGUGUAUCACAAGUUUGCAGCCCAAGGCAAAACAAUCAUGGCUUGCUCGCGUCUGCCACUUUGCCGUUGACCUGAUUUUGGGAACUGCGGUUACCAUCGUGGUGGUGCUCGCCUUGGUGUACAUGUUUUUGGCCAUGGGAGCAUACGCUCCGCUGGGUCUGUACGGGCAAACGGUGAUCCUGACCUUCACCAUCGUCCUGCUGAUUCCAUUUCUGAUCGAUCCCUUCGUGGGCAAGCGUGUGCCGCUGGAGAACUCGAGCCUGCGCACCCAACUGGAGCAGCUCACGCGGACGGUGGGCUUCCCCAUGCGGCAGGUGUACAUCAUCCGAGUGCACGACCCGAAUACGGGGAGCAAUGCCUUUUUCUACGGCUGCUGCUGCCUGAAGAGGAUUGUGAUAUUCGACACCCUGCUGCUGAAUAGGGGCAAGCAAGAUCUCGCCCAGGUGUCGCCGGAGGAGAUGGGCAAGGGACUGACGGAUGCUCAGGUGACUGCUGUAGUGGCCCACGAACUGGGCCACUGGAGGAAUGGGCAUUUCUAUAAAGCGAUCCUGGCGUUCCAAGUUCAUCUUAUACUGACCAUCCUAUUGUUUGCGGCCUUGUUCACCCAUGGACCCAUCUACCAGGCGGUGGGAUUUGCUCCCGGCCUGCAGCCCAUCGUCGUUGGGUGCUUCAUCAUCUUCGGCUUCGUGAUGACUCCUUACAUGACGCUGGCCAACUUCUGCAUGCUGUCCAUCACGCGCUGCUUCGAGUACCAGGCAGACAGGUUCGCCUACCGCCUCGGAUACUCCAGAGAUCUCGGCCAGGCGCUGCUCAAGCUGUAUGCGGAUAACCUGGCCUUCCCCGUCUCGGAUUCGUGCUACUCCAGCUGGAACCACACGCACCCCACCAUGCUGGAUCGUUUGGAUCAUCUGGAUGAGCUGCGACGUUAGGCGUUAUAUUUAUUUCGGUUAUAUUUGCUCAAACACAGUAGGUUCUGAUUGAGUUAUCCUGCCUGGCUAUUAUAGAUAUAUAUUUAACAA